Messenger RNA from Boleophthalmus pectinirostris (great blue-spotted mudskipper), 1325 nucleotides. RefSeq names its product wingless-type MMTV integration site family, member 7Ba (gene wnt7ba). Gene Ontology annotation, molecular function: cytokine activity; frizzled binding. Gene Ontology annotation, cellular component: extracellular region. Bases 112 to 1173 code for a protein of 353 amino acids. The transcript has 4 exons. Gene Ontology annotation, biological process: cell fate commitment; canonical Wnt signaling pathway; multicellular organism development. The record is from RefSeq and is a predicted model, not a curated record. Lineage: Eukaryota; Metazoa; Chordata; Actinopteri; Gobiiformes; Gobiidae.
CUCCGAGUGGAAACCCUCAUCUCCGUAUAAGGAUCUAACAUUUUUGAGAUUUUUCCUUUUGUCGCAUUUGUAAACAGCGAGAGAGAAAUCCAACUUAUUCAAUGCGCAACCAUGCUCAUCAUCUCGUCUCGCAGUGCGCUGCUGUCCGUCUACUACCCACAGAUCUUCCUCAUCCUCACCAGCGGUAGCUACCUGGCGCUGUCCUCUGUGGUAGCUUUGGGGGCAAACAUUAUCUGCAAUAAGAUCCCUGGACUGGCCCCACGACAGAGAGCCCUGUGCCAGAGCCGCCCGGACGCCAUCAUCGUGAUCGGUGAGGGGGCACAGCUGGGCAUCGACGAGUGCCAGUACCAGUUCAGAUACGGGCGCUGGAACUGCUCCGCUCUGGGCGAGAGGACGGUGUUCGGACAAGAGCUCAGAGUAGGCAGUCGGGAGGCAGCGUUCACUUACGCCAUCACCGCGGCCGGAGUGGCCCAUGCGGUGACCGCCGCCUGUAGCCAUGGCAACCUGAGCCAGUGCGGCUGUGACCGGGACAAACAGGGCUACCACGACCAGGAGGAGGGCUGGAAGUGGGGAGGCUGCUCCGCAGAUGUGAAGUACGGAGUGGAGUUCUCCAGGAGGUUUGUGGAUGCACGAGAAAUCAAGAAGAAUGCACGAAGACUCAUGAACCUGCACAACAACGAGGCCGGAAGAAAGAUCCUAGAGGAGCGUAUGAAGCUGGAGUGUAAGUGUCAUGGCGUGUCUGGCUCUUGUACCACCAAGACGUGCUGGAUCACUCUGCCCAAGUUCAGGGAGAUCGGGUACCUGCUGAAGGAGCGCUACAGCGAGGCAGUGCAGGUGGAGGCCGUGCGCGCCUCCCGCCUCAGACAGCCCUCUUUCCUGCGUCUCAAAAUGGCACGUGGAUACCAGAAGCCCACAGACACAGACCUGGUGUAUCUGGAGCGCUCCCCAAACUACUGCGAGGAGGAUAAGGUCACAGGGAGUACGGGCACAAGAGGCAGGCUCUGUAACGGGACGUCCACCGGGGCAGACGGGUGCAACGCCAUGUGCUGUGGGCGAGGGUUUAACUCCCACCAAUACACCCGCGUGUGGCAAUGCAACUGCAAGUUUCACUGGUGCUGUUUUGUCAAGUGCAACACCUGCAGCGAAAGGUCAGAGGUCUUCACAUGCAAAUAAGAGACAGCAAACACGGACUUUCAAUUUGAAGUGAAGAACUUGGAAGUAUUUAUUCAAUAUUUUGCACAUUUUGGCAUCCUUGGGAAUUUACUUAAGGAAAGACAAAUAUAAAAUGAAAGAUGCAAGGCUUGAUGCUUGGGAGCCGAAGCAAA